Messenger RNA from Lycium ferocissimum, 1713 nucleotides. RefSeq lists its product as uncharacterized. Bases 1 to 1713 code for a protein of 570 amino acids. The transcript has 7 exons. The record is from RefSeq and is a predicted model, not a curated record. NCBI's taxonomy places the organism in Eukaryota, Viridiplantae, Streptophyta, Magnoliopsida, Solanales, Solanaceae.
AUGAAGCCUCCAAAGUUCUUUGGUACUAAGGCAGAGGGUGCCUAUGAGUUCAUUAUUAAUUGCCGCAAGAGGAUCCAUAAGAUGGGGGCAGUUGAGAAUUAUGAAGUAGCGUUUGUGACAUUUCAGCUCAUGGGAGAUGCCAAGUUAUGGUGGAGGGUGUUUAUAGAGUGUAGGGCAACCAAUUUGCCUCCGUUGACUUGGACUCAGUUCUACCAGAUUUUUCUUGAGAAGUAUGUUCCUCAUACCUUUAGGGACAGAAGGAGUAAUGAGUUCAGUAAUAUUGAGCAGGGUAACUCCUCUGUCGCUGCUUUCGAGUUCCGAUUUCACUCUUUGUUGUCGGCUCUUCAGCUGGUGACCAGGGAUUAUUCUUUUCAGGAGGUGGUGGACCAUGUGAAGACCAUUGAGGGUGUCCGUCAGGAUGAAUACAACAAAUAUGCAGAGAAAAAGGCCCGAAAUUGUGGUAAUUUCAGUGGUACACUUUCUAAGGGACAGGGAUCCCAGAGUUACUCAGGUCUUCAGGUUCAACAGAUUAUGCCGGCUUCGGUUGGAGGCUCAUCUGGAGUCGUUGAGUACUCUAUUAGCCAGGCAGGGGACUCUCAGUCCCGAGUUCUAGAUCAGGGAGGUUUUUCAACUUCUUCGGUGUCAGUUCAGAGGCCCACUCUUGAUCGUACCUGGUUUAGAGAAGGGGGAUCUUUUGGUGGGAACCGUGCUCAGACUGGGCAAGGUGAUCACACGACAGGUAGAGGUGGCGCUCAUCCCAACAGGGGCGGCUAUCAGUCUGGUAGGGGUGGUGCUCAGAUAGUUCAGGGGGACCAUGGAGGUUCUCAGGCUAGUGAUGGGCGUCACCAUUGCUAUGCCAUGCCAGUUUGUGAGUUCGCAGAGGUGUUUCCUGCGAACUUAUCCGGUAUGCCACUAGACCGUGAUAUUGAUUUAUGCAUUGACUUAGAGCCAGGGACUCGCCCUAUUUCUAUCCCUUCAUAUCGUAUGACUCUAGCAGAGUUGAGGGAAUUGAAAGAACAGCUUCGGGACCUUCUCAGUAAGGGUUUUAUUCAUCCGAGUGUCUCUCUAUGGGGCGCUUUUGUGCUUUUUAUGAAAAAGAAGGAUGGGACUAUGCGGAUAUGCAUUGAUUACCGCCAGUUAAAUAAAGUCACUAUACGGAAUAAAUAUGUUAUUCCUCGCAUUGAUGAUAUGUUUGACCAGCUUCAGGGAGCAUUGUCGUUCUUGGGGCAUGUGGUUUUGAAAGAGGGGAUUAUGGUUGAUCCCACAAAGAUUACAGCCGUCAGAGAUUGGGCUAGGCCCACAUCAGUGACAAAAAUCCCCAGCUUCGUGGGUUUAGCUAGUUACUACCGUUGCAGAGUGUUGGCUUUUAUUGAGGUGAGGUCAUCUCUUCUAGAUCAGAUUAAGGCAAAACAAUAUGAUGAUUCGGGUUUAUGCAAAAUUCGGGACAAGGUAAUGAGUGGUGAGGCCAAGGAGGCCAUGAUUGCUGAAGAAGGCGUGUUGAGAAUUAAGGGGCGCGUGUGCGUUCCUCAAGUAGAUGAGAAUUUGUCCAAUGAGGAAGAGCAUGUUGCUAUAUUAGAUAGAAAGGUGCGUCAGUUGAGGUUGAAAGAAAUCACGGCAGUUAAGGUCCAGUGGAAGAAUCAUCCUGUUGAGGAAGCCACUUGGGAGACCGAAUUCGAUAUGCGUAAUAAGUAUCCCUAUAUUUUCGCUGAGUGA